Messenger RNA from Penaeus chinensis, 408 nucleotides. Its product is annotated as vegetative cell wall protein gp1-like. Bases 1 to 408 code for a protein of 135 amino acids. The record is from RefSeq and is a predicted model, not a curated record. Lineage: Eukaryota; Metazoa; Arthropoda; Malacostraca; Decapoda; Penaeidae. The transcript is spliced from 2 exons.
AUGACUGACUUCAAAUGUUACCCAUAUCGAGUGAACAUGUGUUUGAACCUCCCACUCCACAGCCCUCCACUCCACAGCCCCCCCACUCCACAGCCCUCUACUCCACAGCCCUCCACUCCACAGCCCUCCACUCCACAGCCCCCCACUCCACAGCCCCCCACUCCACAGCCCCCCACUCCACAGCCCUCCACUCUCCCCUCCACAUAUCCUUCCUCAGCCUCUUCCCCAUCCACCGCCCGCCCCCAAGUCCCCUCGGCAGCUUCCCCCCAACAGUCACCUUCACACCCCUUCAUCCAGAAACAACAGCCCCCCCCCCCCCUCCCCUCCAACGGCCUCCCGGAACACCAGAGGCGGCGCCACAAAAGAAUCUCCGCCCGGCCUCUCGAGGGACGCGAGCCUCUUACGUAA